CGUCUUGCUCCGUCUUGAGAAGUUUUGUGUUUCAUAUAUCGCAAGUGUGGUAAGAACAGGUCGUAGGCGAUAAGAUACAGCUUGGGAAACAAAGGAAACAAGUCAGAAGGAAGGUUCAUAAAUAAACAGGUACAUCGACUUUGAAUUUACAUGAAUUGAAGAGUUAUUCACUUUCAUUUUCAAGCUUUGCGUCUCCUUCACUUUCUAAUCUAUUCAUCCUGUCUGGUUAGGUUCUUACAUGGAUGGAUGAUUGUUCUGAACAAGAAGGGCAAGGGGUAACCCGUGGAAAAAGGUUCGCUUCAUUUGUUUUCAUUGAAAAUCUUUUUAGGAGUUUAUUUUUAAAACGUUAGAGUUAUCUAUUGACUGAAAUAGCGUAAAGGAUAUGAAAACAGAUGUAUCCUUUAGAUGGCUUUUGAGCCCGCAAUGGCUCUACGUUUGAGCGAAAUUUUACAGCUCAGUUUAGGACAAUGACCGGCAUAAUUAAUAAAUAUCGUAAUGGGGCUUUGCUACCGUUUUCGUUCACAUUUUUCAAACAGCAAUUUUAGUUUCUGCUACAAGAAUUAAGCGCUACAUUACCUGCGUUCGUGUUCCUUGAACAAUGUGAACUACACAAACAUCUACCGCAACAUAGUGUAAUUAGUUUGAAAUAGGUAAUCCCUCUGUGCUUCCUAAACACAUGUUUAAAGGAUUAACUCUUACAUUUUUAACUGUGAACCUAGGGCCUUAGGACGCCUCGUUAGUAAUCGCACUUGAAACUGAAUUGAUGUUUGAACUGGUCCUAUCAAGGCAUGCAUGUGCGUUAGCAGCACAUGUCAAAGUCAUAUCGACAAAGUUUAGUACCUUUUGUGAUCGCAAACAAAGAGACUUGCAAUGUGUGUUGAGGUAAUUGAUUAUACUGUAAACAUGAUAGACAGUCGCAUCAUUGACUAGGCUCAUGUGCAUGAGAACUCAGCCAAGAUGCUAUUUAUUUCCCCCGUAGUAAUAUCCUUGUUGUAAUUAUUCCUAAAUUGUGACAAAUUUGAUGCUCAUUGGAUGUAUUGUAGUGCAUGUGAAUUGCAAAUAAUUUUCAAAUGAUGCUUGUUUGUGUAGCUCUACCAUCUAAAUAUGGCAGUACUGUUUACAUAGGCCUUAUGUUAUCUACUGCAUAGUUUGAAGAAUGGUGAAACAUUUUCUGCACUGAUGUGAAAAAGCACUCCUUAACUUUAGGAAACAUUACAACAAUUUCACACAUUUCACCAGAAAAGCGUGAUAUUCCCUGAGCAAAAUACCAGGGGAUUGUUUGGUAAUCAAGCUGAACUGCUUUGAGAAGAUUAUUUUCUUAGCACCUUCUUGACUUUUCAGCCAGUGAUUUAAAGGGAUAUACAAUUUGGGAAAUCUUUGUAAAGGAAAAUGUCUUCAAGUAAGGUUUAAGUUAUUUAACAUCAGACACACAGUUGGGUGAAAUUAGGUGCUUCAGAGUGUCUAGGCAAAAUUUAAACUGAAUUUUUUUAAAUACAUUGAUGAAAAAGCUAAAUGGGUACCUGUGUGCAUGUGCAGUGAGAUUAACUUUCAUAUGGGCUAUCAUGGAAGAAAAGCCUCCCAAUUUAUUAUUCAUUUGGCUGUUUGUUGUAUUUGUAAACAGUUUUGAUGCUGUAAGAGCGAUGACCACCAAGUAGUGGUUUGCUUAUAUUCAAAUGAAAUGGUUACGUGUACCAUAUUUGUAUUCUUGCUGCAAAAUUUGCAACCAGAUUGGACUUUUACAGCUGUAUUACAGCAGAGGUAGCUUUGAACACCACAUCACACAAAAAGUAUUUCCUCCUCAUCUUAAUGUUUACUUUGACCAGAAUUCAUAAAAAAAUUCAACAAAACAGGAGCUUAAAGGAAUUAAAACUGCAAAAAUUUACUUUUAACUUUUUUAAGCACUGAGGAAAAUGAUUAGCUGAUUUGUCUAAUUGCAUUUGAAUAUCAUGUUAUGAUAGGUACAUUAAAGGUGAUGGAGCUUUGCAAAUUGGUUCAUGGCACAAAUUCCAACCCUAUGAGCGGCAACCAUGCCAGGCAUUAUCACAAUAGCUAAACAAUAGAUAGAAUGUCAGCUCAAAAUCUUAGCUUUACAUGUACUUGUCAAAGGGAAAGAGAAAUUAAGUAUAACAAUAAGAAAAACACAGGCUUCCUUCUUUUGCAUUGAGUGGCUUGAAAAAAAAGCACUUUGGAAGACUUUUUACCUUGCUAGAAGAAGGAAAUCUUUACUUCACUAAUGUGGCUCUGCUUCUCCCACAGUGCUUGAGAGCACAGUCUAUUGCAAUUUAUGUAACAUUACUUAAACAGGCUAAACUAAGGCUUAGCAUGGUAUGUGACAAUGCAUACAUGGGUUUUUGCUUAAGUCAUUUUAAAUACACUUAAGUAACUUGAAAUUACAGCAGUUUUACAGAUUAGGUAAUUGACAAAAGGAACAAAAAAAAUGUAACUUUGAACAAACCAUGCAACCUGAAACUGACCCCACACACUAAAAACACAAUCCCACUGAGCUAGAAAAAUGUGCUCUUCUUCAUUUAGUUCUCCAUUAGAGGAAACCCACUUUUCUAUAUUGAAAGCUUCCUCAAGAUGCAUGCUUGUAUCUUGUGGUUCAAUGUUAUUCCUUAUUGAAAGCUUCCUUGAGAUACAUGCUUGUAUCUUGUGGCUCAAUGUUAUCCCUUAUUCUAAUUACACCUUCAUUUUUGCAAACUCAAUAUCAUACAUUACCAAAUCCACCACCAACCAAACAAUGAAGUUUGGUAAAUCAAGGAUACAGAUGGACCACACCUUACACCCAUGGAGUCGUAUGGCUGCUAAAGAUGAUUUGUAUGUCUUUUGCAAUAUGCAAGUUUGUAGUUCAUGCUUUUAAUUGAUUUGCUAGUAUUUUUUUUUUUAACAGAAACAAAGUACAAGGAAAAAGGAAAGGAUCAACCAAUCAAACCACUUCUAAGGAAGUGGAUAACAAGAGGUAAUGCAAAGGAUCAAUUAAAGACUGUUAAUCUACAUUGUUUUUCAUUAACUUGACACAUCUCAGAUUCUCACCACUGUCUAGAAGUUUUUAAUGUUGCUUUGUUAUUAACUGUAAGAGGUAAACUUGCGUUUCCCACCGACAGAUCUAAACCCAGCCAUCAAAGGCGAUCAUCUCUGACACAAAGAAGUCAGUCUACUGUAACCUGCACAUACAAGUGAGUCAUCUAAAACCAUAUUUGAAGUCUUUAUAGAGGAGCUAAUGUAAAAUUUUAUUUGCUCAAUUGUUAGGAAAUGAAUCAAUGAUUCAGGUGCAUUUCAUGAAUAAUGUAUCUGCUUUGUUUAGUCUAAGGUCACGUAGUGCAUCAACAAGCCCUCGUUCUAGUACAAGUGAUUGUUCAACUCACAGGUGAAGGGAAUAUCAAUAAUAGCAGACCUUAUGCUUAUUUCUUUCAGAGAAGUAUUAUAUUUUUAAUGUUAUUACAGUUAUGUGCAGGUGUCAAUAGCAUAUUAGGUUAAUAAGGAUGUAUUUUACUGUGCUCUGUGCAAUCCUUUUUUACUGAUUUUCCUCCAAAGUGGCAGCUGAAAAGGAAAAUCACUAAAUGUAAAAAAAAGACUUAAUAUUAAAAUUCAGGUCAUUAUUUUACAAGCACCUAAAUAAGGACCUGAUAUUUGAUAAGUUUGAAAUUGAAGUUUUGUUCCAAACAUGAAUAAACUUGAAGAAUGAGACAUUUGUUUGACUGCAGGUGUUUGCUAUAUCUUCAGUCACACUAACCAAUUAGUAUAUAUAAACAAUUCCAUGAUCAACAUGCCCUCAAUAAUGUGGUUGCAUUGCAGUGACUUCUAAUGAGCAUUAUCUGGACUAUGUACUUUCUUGUAAUGGCAAUAAUUUUUGUUUGUGUGAAAUUUUUAAAAAUUUGUGUCCACCAACAGCUGUAGGUAGCUGUUGCUGAAGUCAAUAGAAUUUUCUUUCUCUCUUAAGUGGUCAACCAACCCAAGAAAAGCAGGAAGCUUAUAGGAAGCCUACGGCUGUGCCUUCAUUUGCUGCAGCUUUCAGCAAAUCAAGGCAAUCCCAGCCUUCUUUGACGGUCAUUGGUAAUUUGGUGACAUCUCAACCCUCUACUCUCCAUCUGAGCAAUCCCUCAUCAUCAGCCAUUGGUAACUUAUCCUCCUCAUCCAAGUCUUCCUCUCGUGGAAGACGCUCUGCGUCAUCAUCAUCAUUAUCUGAUAAGUCUGCUGGACCAAGCCAAUCUGCAUCCCGAACUACCUGUGCACCAUCACGAAGUUGGAGAAGGAGUGACCCGCCUGAGCCUAGUACAGGCUUAAGGCGGUCACAGAGAUUAAAAGAGACAACGGGAUCUUGUGCCAGCAACAGGUCUGGUUUUCAUAUUAAGUGCUUGUAGUCAUUUGAACAGAAAAGCUACUUUGUAUUAUAUCAAUACACUUUGUUCUCAUGUUUUGGUGAUAAUACUAAAUAACUCUGCUAUACAGUUAAGUGUAUGAAUUUCAGUUUGUACUGCAGGGUUGUAGGUAAGGAAUAGCCUGCUGGUUGAGUUAAGAUCUGAGCGUGCUGAAAAGGAGAUCUAGAAACAAACAAGGCUCCUAAGCUUCAUAUUUACAAGUGCUGUGGUGGCACCAAUACUUAAGUUAUUCAGGAGUUUUUUCAAACCUUUUCACAACAAGGAUAUGUUUUGAUAUUCAAAGAUUAUGCAUGUACCACCUAAAAACCAUUCAUUUCCCUUUACCAAAUAAUUACCUGUCAGAAUCUAGCAAUCAAUCUUCACUUUCUCAUCCCCCAAAUUAUGCUAACAGCUGGCAUUUAGUGACAAGCUUAAGGUAUUAUGUUCCUCUCAGAAGUGUGAGAGGUUAUUUAUAGAGGAACAUAACAUUGUGAAAUAGUGAAACUUACAUGUACAAAUUCAUAACCUGUUAAAAAUUUUGCGCUGACUGCGCAUUUAGUAUGUAGAGAAAAUAUUUUGAAAUGCACUUAUUUACAUGCAUAUUGGAAACAAUUACAGUGGUAUUUACAGGGGUUUGCACACUAGUCUGAUGCUGUUUUUUCUUUUAAAAAAAAUUCUUUGGUUUCAGUCGGCGUGGGCCAGGAAAGAAGCAGUCGUGGACACGCCGACAAUCACCCAGCAUGUCAGCUGACAAGUUAGUUGUACAAAUAAGACAUCACUUGAUCUUGAGGAAUUUUUUUGUCUAUUUAUUGACAUUUAUUUGUCUUUGAGGGAGAGAGUAACGUAUACUUUUAAGACACAGAAAAGACAUGUAUGGGCAGUGAUCUUUCCUAUUGGGAAAACUAGAAAUGCUGUCUUAAAAUCAUGUUUCAGUUGGGAAUUAUCAUUACUUAUGAUUAGCCCUGAAGAGUUACAUGUAAACUGAAAAAUUGUCAUCAGUUACAUGUUUAUGUCCAUUCAGUGAUCCUUAUUUUUAUUUAGAUAAUGACUGUAUAAAUGCAUGUAUGAAUGAUCAUGUACAUGAAACAAAAAUGUACAUCAUUCUGUGUAUACAUAUUUGUGUAAAAUCAGAUAUUAUGCAUAAUCAUAGAGCAUACACAGUUAAUUACACAGUGCAUGUAAACUUAAGUUGAUUUUACUGAUUUGUAAACUUUUUUGAACAGUGCUCCCCAGGAACCAGGAUCUUUAGAUGGAGGUACAUUUUUAACCAUUCAAAGCUGUUAAUUUAUGGAACUGCAUAUUCUGAGUUUAGAUUCUGUAUCAAAGAAGUUGAAUAUAUUUGUUCAAUCAGUUUGGUUUUUGUUUUUGUUGUAAGUUCUUACAUGAUUGUUCAAUGUUAUCAGCAUCUAGCCAGAGAACCCAUCCAAAAGUCACAAACUUUGAUUAAAAUUUAAAGCUGAAGAAUUACGGUCAAGUUGCCGACGGUUCAACUCGCCAACGCCAACUUGCCAAUGUAUAAAAUCUAGUAGAGACGUUGGCAAGUUGGUCUUCUAGUACAGCUUAUUAGGAGAUAAACUUACAGAAAAGUAAAAGAUAUUUAGUAAAAAAACAGUUUUGUUUUCUUACAAUAAAGUUUAUAUGGGUCUCAUAUGAACAUUGCCUAUGAAUAUAAAAGCUUCAGACACAAGAUCUUGUAUAGAAAGCCAAGUUUUCAUAGAAUAAUCUGAUCAACUGACAUGGUGAGUCUUUACGGUAUUGUCACACAAUAACUCGUUCGCAUCUGAAGCUUUUAUAUUCAUUGGCGAUGUCUACCUUGCUUUAUUCGCCAUGAGAUCCUUAUAAACUUUGUUGGAAGAAAACAAAAUUGUUUUUUCGCUAAAUAUCUUUUACUUUUCUAUAUGUCUGUCUUCUAAUAAGUUGUACUGGAUUGAAGACCAACUCGCCGACGUCUCUACUUGAUUUUAAAGGUUGGCGAAUUGGCGUUGGCGAGUUGAACCGUCAGCGACUUGACUGGAUACCAAGCUGAACUAUAGUCAAACAUGCACAGGGAAGUGACGGCUGUACAUGGUUUCAUAUAGUGCUUUGAUUUACAUGUUAACGGUUGAAAAGGUCUUUUGAUAUAGACUAGAUUUUAGUGUUUCUCUAUGUGGUAAUUGUUUUGAAUUAUAAGAGUACUAUCAAUAGAGAAUGGUAUGUAAUUAAAUGAUGAUCUAGAGAGAUUUGGAGGGUUAUUUUUGUAAAUGCAUAAAUAAAGUUGCUGACAUUUUUGCUUAAAAGGAAGAACUCUCAUCCUCAGUAUUUUCCUGACAACUUCCUUUUUUUUCAUUUUCACAAGAAAGUAAAAGCUAGUUUGGAAGCCAGCCAGUAACUUUUGGAUUUAACAUUGUCCUCACCGUUGUCUUCACCAAUGAGGCCUGUUGCUUUUGAGUAACUUUAUUUUUCCUUCUUUAGCUCACGGAACUGCUGAGGAUUCUGCUCCUUCUGCUAGUGGUAAUUAUGAAAUUUUGAGGGGGUUGGUUUGUUUUUGCUUUUUCUGUGCCUCUUUUAGGAAAAUUUGAUUUAAUUUAAACUUUGUUCAAAAAACGUCAUGAAUUGAGAGAUGUAGUUCAGAUUAAGCAGCAUCAUAAAGGGUGUAGGUUAAUGCUGUGCCAUUUUAAUAUUUUAUCUUUGUAAGCUUCCCAUCAACCUCCAAAGCAAGUAGUAUUAUUGAAAUCAGCCAAGCAGAAUAAGAGCUAUAAUUAAGAGAGGUGGUAAUCUAAGGACAUAAAAUCCAUAGACAAGUAUCCACGGUUAUUUAUAUUGUGAGCACUUUAAGGCAAGGGCUAGGGAAAUGUGCUGUAUGAUCAGUUACACUGACUGGUAACGUUGUUUGUGCCUAUAGGUGAAGCCUCCAGAAGUGAAUUGGAGGGUUCUGGCAGCCUUGAAGAUAUGGAGCUAAAAGAUGGCGAGUUAUCAAGAUUACAAGGUCAGUUUAUUUUUAGCUUUUUUCUCCCAUAACAACAAAAUAACCUAUUCUUCUGACAUGUUUACUCAUACAAGUGACAAAGAUAUCACAUGCCAACUGUUACUGAAUUAUAAAAUGUAAACUUAAAAGUUUAAUUCUACUCAUGCAGGAAAAACUCAAGGUAUGACUCAAAUUCUCUGUAUAUUUAUGUACAUGUUUGUUUACUUCUUAUGAUCUAGUAAAUAUUUUAACCAAAAAAAGAAACAGAUGGGUGUAACAAUAUUUUGGUUCAUUGAAUUACAGCCCUCCUGGAGGCAAGGGGUGUUCCUUCUCAUCUCAUUGGUUCAUUAGGACCACGGAUGCAUCAGCUGUUGCACCGAACUAUCAGUUCUGGUUCAGGUAAAUGAGCAAAACAAACUUGAAUAGAAUUCUUCUUUUUAUGUUAUUUCUAGUACCUCAUGGGUUUCUCAAAGAUGACGAAUACAGAUAAUUUUUGAAACAAAAUUUUCAGGUAAAACAUGGGUUUUAUUAAGUGAUGUGUACAGUGUAGGAUAACAUGUGUUUUCAAUGCACAGGUGGUAAAGUUCAACAGAUGUUGGCAGGAAUCCAAUCAUCUGAUGAAGGACAGCAGCUUCAAUCUGUCAUUGAAAUGUGCCAGGUAUGUUACAGGAGUGCACUAGUCAAGUUAAUUACUCUUCUGUUGUUUAAACUUACUUUAAUGCAUAGAAGGCCUGGAUUUUGUUUCUCUUUCUUUACUUCCUGACAAAAAUAAAUUCAGCAUCAGCCCAAUAUUACUAUGCAGUUGAAAAUAAUCUUAUGAAGUAGGAUAAAUUUUGUAAAUUUUGAUACAACAUGUUCUCUGAGUUGUAUUGAUGUAUCAGUACAACUGUAAUAUCUCAUUUCUCGUUCUACUUUAUUUAUCAUUCAAAUUCCCAGUCAUCAUGACAAAUUAAAAGUAUUUCCCCAAAGAUUGAAAGAAAAAGAAACACCCUUAAUUUCAUGUUUAUGUACUACUACUUGUACUUGUAACCCUUGAAAGAGUCCUGAAUUUAAAUCAGCUUUUGAAAACACAUGAUUUUAUAAGGUUUGAAUAAAUGCUCUGCAGAAUACAGUGUACACGUAGGUUAAGAAAGAUAUAAGUUGCCAUUAUAACUUGAGGUGGAGUUGAUCUUACUAUACAGCUUUUUUAAUAAUUUUGUUAGAAUAUAAAAAUUGGUUGUUGAUGUUUUAGUGCAAAAGACCUUGUUUGACUUGUGCAGAAACAAUACAAUUGUUCUGAGCUAUGGUAUACCUUGGAAUCAAAAUGUAACAGUGCCAACAUUCAAUGUAAAGGACUCAAUAGAGUUGAUGUAUCUUUUUGGUGUUUGUUUUUUUAGUUUUUAGUAAUGGGUAAUGAAGAGAGUUUAGUGGGAUUUCCUGUGAAACAAGUUGUACCUGCACUUGUGAGUAGUUACUUUGUCUUACUAUGUAGACACUGCUUAUGCAGAGCAUACAAUGUAGCUAGUGUGGCUGAUAAGAUUUAGACUCAAGUCUACUUGCACACAUUUCUGGUGGACAAGUGAAGGAUACCAAGGCAAAGCAAUGUUACCAAAAUUAAAGCAAGGAGGAAAUUGGUAUGGACUUUCAGAAAGUUUUGGUCUUCUUCAUUAAUUUUAUGAAACUAAUUAAGUUUGGGUUUCUACUCUCCAAUGUGUUAAUUAAUUAAAAAUUAGUGGUAGUUUAUUUUCUGACCAAGGCUGUUGUCCUUUGCAGGUAAACUUACUUUCAAUGGAGCAUAACUUUGAUAUGGUGAGCAGAGCAUUUAGUUAAAUUUAUCUGACAGUUCAUUUCUUUGAACUGUACACACACUGUAUGAUCUCAACACCUCUGUUGAUUCUUCUCUGUAUUCACGUUUUAUGUCUUUUUUUUACAUUUUUCAAAGAUGAAUCAUGGCUGUCGUGCCCUAACCUAUCUCAUGGAAGCUCUUCCCAGAUCAACAGCUGUUGUAGUAGAAGCAGUACCUGUGUUUAUAGAAAAAGUAAGUUGCAAGAUAAGUGUGAACAAUACUAAUAAUAAUGAUAAUAACAAUUCUUUCCAUGUUAAUCAAGACUUAAAAAGAUGGAAAAAACAUUACAGGCAAAAUCUCUUAACCUAUAAAUAUGCAUAGCAUGGGCUUCUAUGCUUUGCAAAAUGGUGCCAUUCUUACUUUCUUUCUAAAUACUGGUAAAUGUGAAAUAAAGAAAAGCUAAUUUUUUAAUUUGAUAUAAUCUAUUAGAUCAAUCAACUAAUAACAACUUGAAAUAAAUCCAUGACAUUCUAAGGGGGAUUUCUUUUAAACAUUUUUCUUUUCUUUUCUUUUCUUCUCUAACUCUUUAAAAUUGUUGUUCCUCUCUAUCUCUUGGUGGGUUGGUAUUUUGAAUGAGAGAGAUGCUCUUUUUUUUCUGUUUUGUUUUUUUUAUUUUUGCUAUUACCAUAAGCUGAAUGAUUGCAAAAAGAGCCAUAACAACAAAACAAUUGGAGUUGAGUUAACCUAUCAGAACACUAGAAAUACAGUAUUCAGAGUUGAAAAUUAAUAAUUGCUAGAAUUCUGUUCCAAAGGGAAGUCAGGUAUCAAAUAGUGGCAGCAUGGUGGAAAGGGCAAGAUUUCAAAUGAACAACUUUUGUAUUCAUCAGUUCUUUGAGACUUAAAGGGAUUAAUCUCCCUUAUUAUGGACUUACAGGAGGAUCUUUUUGGUCAUUAUUACUGUUAUUAUUAUUUUUUUUUAUAGUUACUAUUAUCAUUAUUAUUUUCAUUUUUAUAACUUAUUAUUUUUUAUUGCUAUUAUUAUUAUUAUUAUUAUUAUUAUUAUUAUUACUAUAAUUAUUAUUAUUAUCAUCAUCAGCAAACACAAGUACAAUCCAAAUGCAUAUCGAGCAUCUCUGAUUAACAAUGGUAAUAGGAUCGAAUGGAAUCCAAUUCAGUCUGUAAUCAUACAAGUGAUUAACAAAAUUGGACAACUGCAAAACGGAAGUCCAAUUUGUUAACCACGAGUAUGAUUACAGACAGAUUGAACAACAGGAAGUCCUGUAACCAAUUCAUCAAAACCCUGACAAAUUUGAGAAAGAAACUAGACAACAGUUAACGCAGUGAAAUGGAAGUCAACAGCACACACACAUGAUGGGUUCUGUCCUUUAACACAGGCAUGAAGUGCUAACUGUCCCUUUGACUGUCCUAUUACACUGUCCAAUUUCAAGCAUGACCGAUACACUGUCCUAUAAGUGCUUUAAUUGGGCUGGUGAUAACCAAUCAUGUUCGAGAAUUUUGUUAUAGUUUUGAUUAAAACUAGUCUUCUUGUAAUAAUAAUUGUUUUUACCAUGUGCUAGCUACAAGUGAUACAGUGUAUGGAUGUUGCAGAGCAAGCUCUCACUGCCUUAGCAAUGUUAUCCAGAAGACAUGGAAAAGCUAUCUUGCAAGCUGUAAGUGUUCAUGUUCAGUGUACCCAAGGUAUCAGGUUGGGUUACAUAAGCCAUGGCCAUAUGGUUUUUUAAUGAUACAGUGUAUCAUACUAGGGUUUUAAGUGUGCUGUGUUAGCCAGGAGUUAAUUACCUUCCAUCUGUGAUAUGCUGAGGUUGGUUAGAAUGUGGUACUCAAAUGAGUGGCAGAAAAUUGAGUGGAACUGCUCAUGAAAUGCAAUUUGUGCAAUGAAAGGGUCAUUUGCCAUGAUGGGUGAACUACCCUGUUUAACCACACCAGAUAAUUAUGGCAGAACAUUUUGUGAAUGAAACAUGUAAGCUGUUUAGUUGUUCUAGAUUUCAUGUACUAAUUGAAUCAAAAUGUGAAAAAAGACUUGUUCAGAGAGCGUGCAUCUGAAGGGGUGUGAAUCAAACUCAAGAAAAUUUUAGUUCCACUUGAUGAAGAAUUGGAGCCAUAACAUUUAUAACUUAAACAAUAAUUUGUAAGCAAUAUACAUGUAGAUGUUGACCAAUGCACUAUGAGUCGGGUAAUGAACUUUUUUUUUACUUGGAAUCCAUCAAACUUGCAAACUAAACGAUUGAAAUUAAUCAAAGCAAAUCAGAUGUUUGAAUGUUUGUAAAGAAUAACACAUUGCACAGGCUUUAAUUACAUGUAAAUCAUGUAUAAGAAAGGUUUUUGUUCUUGUGAUUUUAAGGGCAUUAUAGGAUGUAGUUUCUGAGGUAGCUGUUUAACAACUAACUUUGUUUGUGUUUUCUUGACCAAGGGAGGAAUGUCAGCUUGUCUUCUGUACUUGGAUUUCUUUUCAAUAUCUGCUCAGGUACAGAAUGGUCCAAGGGCCCCAAAAUAUAUUUUCCACACACUGCAAUUUAGACCAUCUAUAAAUAUUAUUUGAAUCAAUAUUUGAGUUUUCCUUUGUUAUCAGGUGUAGUUAGAAACUUGAAUUUUCUAUCCAGUGGUGUCUUGUUUUCAAAUUAAUACUUAUGACUACAAGAAUACGUAACAAAAUCCUUAACAGACCUUUGUUUACUUUAUCAUUGUAACUUGUACAUAGUGGUCUACAUGACAACCCUGUAUUUCCACAUAGCUUAUCAGAGAAGUAUUGAUUGUGGUUAGAAUAAGACGUCAAGGUAUCAAAAAUAAUUUAGGGAAAGAAAAUAUGACUAAGAUAGUUUUUUUAACUACUUAAGAAUUAUUUAUGUAGGCUUUGUCUUAACCCUUUUGCUCGUAAGAGUGACUAGCAUCUAAUUUCUCCUUACAAUAUCUCCCUUGAAUCAAACAGUAGGGUCAUGAGAACAAUGGAAGUGAUCAACAAUUACAGAAGCUCUGGAAUGUUAAGCUUAUUCUCCUUGUCAGCACCUUAGGAAAUGUAUAGAGAACAGUAUGGAGAAUAUGCGUACUGAUGUUAGGUUGUAAAGGGUUAAUGAAUGACAUUACAUCUAUUUUCAGAGGUCAGCAUUAUCUGUUGCAGCCAAUUGUUGUCACAGCAUUGGUGUGGGUGACUUUCAUCUUGUUGCAGAUUCCAUUCCAGUUUUAAGUGGAAGGUUACAGCACCAGGUUAGGGUCUUAACUGUAGAACUUAAAAAGGUGUGAAUGCCAGAUGCACGUUCACUUCUGGGAUGUGAUCAGAAACAUGAAGAUCAGAUGUGAGAAAACUUAACUACUUGUACAUGUAUUGGUUUUCAUUCAUUAUCUGAUUUCGUAUAUGAUUGGUCAUAACAUAGAGGUUAUUCUGAUGUUUGGUUUUCUGAGGUUGAUAACCUUACCAUUUGCAGCUCAUCUUCAAUUAUAUUAAGUUUGCUAGAACAACUUUCUCUUUAGGCUUUUGAUCCUUGGCCUUUUUUGUGGAAUUCCAGUGCUCAAGUAAUUGAACUACCUAGGCAGCAGUCCCUACACCUCCCUUUUUAAUUAAAUGAUAAUUGGAUUUGGGCAAUAUUGAAACUUGUAUUUAUUGCUGGUCUUUUUUUUUUUUAUGAAUGAGGGAAUGUUGUUAGUUGUUGGUAAAUUUAUUAUUGUUAUGAUGUCUGACUGGUUUAGUUUGUUUUGUCUUUGAGUAGAGGCUCAUCACUUUCUUUCUAAUUGUACUUUUUCAGGAUAAAAAGUCUGUAGAGAGUUGUUGUGUGGCGUUUGCUAGACUGGUGGAUAGCUUUCAGUCUAAUGAGGUCAGAAUCACUGAACAUUUUCUACUUGAGACAUGUUUUCCUUUUUCUACUAGUUACUACAGUAACUGCUACUUCUCUACUGUUAUGUUAUAAGAAUGCGACAUACAGCAAAGAUUUUUUUCUUGUUCCUUGCCUUAGAUGAAAAAUAAUCACAUGUAAAAAAGAAAAGGGGUUUUAUGCAAUAUUUUUAUGCUGAGUACAAAAUUUUUUUUCAGAAACAUCUGGAAGAACUGGCUGCCCAUGGUCUGCUUAAUAACUUGCAGCAGUUGGUGAGAGUUUCCUUUAAUUAAAAUUUUUGGAUAUUUAUGUUCUCAGAAGAGAGUUUAUGUCCAGUGAACUCUGUUUGGCCUCUCAAAUGUUGAAAAGCCAUGAUCAUGGUUUGGUGACAGGCAUAUUAAAUUUUUGUUUCACUGCUUAAGAAACAGCCAUGUGUUUAAUACAUUGUCACCAUAAAUAUGUUACCUUUUAAUUUGACAGAAAGGUUAAAUACUGUGCAUACUUUUAAGAAUUAAAAUAUAAGAUUUGCAUAACUUUUAGUUGGAACUAAGAGGCAAUAAGCAUCCACCCAUAAAGAGGAUUCCUUAUUGAUUAAAACUGCUCAACCAAGAUACAUCAUACCCUCUGCUAGAUUUGGGAAAUUUUGUGGAAGAUAUUCCUAUUAAUUUCUCGAUUUUUGAUAAAAUUGGGAUCAAUAUCAGUAUCUGGGCAACUGCCCACCUACCCCUCCCCUAACCCAACAACAGUCAAUUGAUAACAAUUUAGGGUUAAUGUUGGGUUAGGGGAGGGGUAGGUGGGCUGUUGCCCAGUUACUGAUAUUGAUCCUAAAAUUGCUCUAGGUGGUCUGUUGUAACUUAUGAGAAUGGCCCAGCUCAAGGAGAUAUUUGUCUAAUUUCUUUAUUUUUUACUGCUUUAUAGCUCAUGAUGGCCCCUCCAGUAAUAAGUACAAGCACCUUUGUAAUGGUGGUGCGAAUGUUGGCCAUGUUGUGUUCCAACAGUCCAGUAAUAGCUGUGCAGCUUCUGAAACAAAGUAUGUGACUGAGUGACUUAAAAAUGUAACAUGAUAAAUGAUCAUUACUAACAGUAACACUUUGAAUGAAAUGAGUAGAGCAAGUAGAAAUAUAGGUAACAUUCAUGGUAAAAUAUAACAAAAUAGUGUGAGCUAUGAUGUUAUUUUUAUAAUAUGCAGUAUGGAAAAGAAUUCCACAAGAAUUCAAUCAAUAGGCAUUGUUAGCAUUGAUGUAAGUUAGUCACCAACACAACUUAACAAAAACUUGAGCAACAGAAUAGAAAUUGACCCUGUUACAAUUUUUGUUUGAUUAAUCAACAACCCCAGUGGACCCUGGGAAAGACCCAGUUGAACCUUCAGCUUUGAAAAUGGCUGCUGUUUGACAGUGUGCACAAAGUUACUUCAUUGAUUUUCAAAGGCGUUUUGAAAGAGGCAACCACAACAUCAGUUGUAGACUGUAAAAAAUGCUAAGACUUUAGGGCAAACAAGGAAUAAAAACUGCAGCAAAUUAAGAAAUGUUGCAUUUCACAGAUCGGAAGGAAUAACAAUUACCAAAAAUUGUGCAAGUGAUCUUUCAUUAAUAUAAAAUGCAAAGAAAAUGUGCCAGGUUAACUCUACUGUACUGAACUUGCAAAUUUAAGAGCUCAUAAUGCUAGGAAAAUAAAUAUUGUUACUAUGGUAACUUAAAAUACCUAGCCCCUUUAUUGUACCUUAAAAUCUGUUUCAUUCCCUAAUGGAAGAUUGAGAAGAAAUAAAUGUUGUUUACUUACUUUAUUUGCUUUUUUCAGAUGUGUCAGAUACAAUUUUGUAUUUAUUACUGGGCACCACAGAACCAGGGGAGGUAGAGAAUGCUGAGGUAAAAGUGUUUUAGUUUUUUUUUUUUUGAACCUUUCCUGAUUCUACAAAGUUUUCUCUGUACUGAAAUUUACAUUGCUAGUUCAAUCAGUACAAAUAGAAGUGCAUCUGUAGUGUACUUAUACCUUAACAUUCAUGUGGAAAGCAAAGCAAAGAUCUUGGAUGCCUUGAUCGGGGUUACUUCACUAUGUUGCUUUAAUUUCUAACUCAUUAAUUCUUUUUGUAGUUGCUGUCAAGAAGCCCUCAAGAGUUUUUUGAAAUAACUUCUUUUAUCAGGUUUGUUGUUUACAUUGUUGAUUUUCAUUGUUUUCUCUGUUAAUUACACCUGAAAUUCAUAGUUAGCAAUACACUUUAUUAGAUCUAAACAUCAGUGUCUGACUUGAAAUUUUUGUGCAGUCUGCAUGUGGUUCUGAAUACAUAUAUAUCAGCUUUGAACUUCAAGCUGAUUUUCUUUUCCCUUGCCAGCUCAAGAUUGUAAGUUUCUACCAUAUUUGCUGUAACAAGAAUUAUAAGAACCCAAUUUGUUAUAUUGUCUAACUUUGAGUCAUGUUAUACAUGAAAUAAGCUGGAUUAGUAGAAAAUUAAAACUUAUUCUGCCUUUCUCAACAGUGAACUUCUACCAAAUUUGCCAUCAGAUGGUAAGUUCUUGUAGCAAGGAGAUGUAUGUGCGGAAGGGUAAACGUGAUGAGAUACUUAUGGCUGUGUCACUGAGAAACGUUUGUCUGGCAAGAUGUACAUUUCUUCUUUGGGCAGCUUAUUACAUUAGGUGGUUGAUUUCCUUAUUUGUGGAUGUUGGUGAUGCAGGCUUGCUGUAGGUUUGUCUUAGUGUGAAGCUGUGUUUGCAGGGAUCUUCUUGGUUGAUGCUCUACUGUGCAAACCACAGCAGAAGGCUGAACAAGGACUGUGGCAGUGGAGAGAUGAUAGGGGACUGUGGCACACAUACUCAUGGAUUGACAGCAAGAUUAUUGAGGCUGCAUACCAAAGUGGAGAGGAUGAACUUACUCUCACCACACUUGGAAGAACAUACACUGUUGACUUUAACAGCAUGCAGCAGGUUUCUCAGAAUUGUGUAUUUUUUUUAAUGAAAAUCUUUAUUUACAACAUAAAUUACUUACAAUGCAUAUGCUCUAUUACAACACGUUGCUAACGAUACAUCACUGACAAUACAUUACUUACAAUGAGCUGCUAACAAUUAUGAUCUAUAAUACUUCUCUACUGUAGUAUAUGAAUUAUGUAACUAACAUUCAACCACAAAAGAUGACUCAAAAGAGACAUGUUAAGUAUAACUUAGUCAAGGUAGUGAUUCUAGCAUUUUUCUAGAAUCACUUCACAGAAUUUGAAUUAAAGUGGACUGUUGUGAUUUUCACCUUGCAGACAAAUGAAGACACAGGUACAUCAAGACAGAUACAGCGAUGUCCAGGAGGGAGUGAGACAUCUACAGCCCAAUCCAAGACAGAGGAAACAAAAAUCACCAAGAGUGAUGAACGUUUAGUUGUUUUAUGUGAAGAUGCCAAGCUGGCUUCAUCGUACACUUGUGUUAUGUUUUCUGCUUUAUACAAGAUAUUCAGCUCUUCUGUUGGACCUGCAGUGAGACACAAAUGUGUGAAUGCUAUAUUGAGGGUGUUGUGUCAUGCCCCUCCUGAUCUGCUGGGUGUGGUUCUUAAAAGACACCCCAUCUCCAGCUUAAUAGGGGGAAUGCUUCAAUCAAAUGACUUGAGAGUCAUAACUAAUGCUCUUCAAAUGGCUGAAAUUGUCAUGCAAAAACUGCCAGAUGUUUUUCAUGUAUCAUUCAGAAGGGAAGGAGUGAUGCACAGAGUUAGAGACUUGGCCAAUGGGCUUUUGGCUACUAAAUCAAAGUUAUCAGAUAAGAACUGCUCAUCAGAGUGUCUGGUAGAUACUUGUGAAAUUGAGAGCCCUGGACAGAGAGCUACAGAAAAUUCACAGUCACUACCAGUUACCAGGUCAGGUAUCUCUAUAAAUAGUUGCAUUAGUACCAGUAUGCAUUGAAAAUGUUACUAAAAGCAUAAUUUUAGAACUUAUUUAUUAUGGCUGUUCCCUCUGUCUAAGGAUGUAUUUCUUUUCGCCUAGGCCAUACCUUUGAUCUUGUGUGCAAUUUUUCUCAAUGCAGAUUUUCCAUUCAGUUACAAUAUAUAUAUUUCUUGAUGGUACAAUGUAUGUAUCAAUCACAUUGCAGGAGGCUGGGAGAUGUGUUGCGAAGGAAACGUUAUUCAAAAAGGCCUGGCAGGGGAAAGGCCAGUAGUUUUCCCAGCACAUCAGAAGCACAUGUUGAGAUAAACAGAGACCAAAUUGGUUUUCCUUCUUCAAGGACAAUGCUUCACGACAGCAGGGCUGCUUUCCUGGCCUCUCAAGUAUCGACCAGACUGAAUUCCAAAUCUGCAGUUCUUUCGGAGCGACCAGCAAAGGUGGAACCUGUUUUGUUGGAUUGCAGUGUUGUUUAUAAGUUUUCUGGGAAAUCUUUUAAAAUAUUAUGAUUGAUAUUUACUUCGCUGCCAAAAGUGUAUUGCUAAUCAGAAAUACUGCAUUUAUUUUUGCAAAGCUGGAGACAUCUGUUGCAAGCAGUCUUUCAGAAAACAGAGAGAAGAUUUUGGCUUGGAUUAAAGAUCAAGGUACAUAUUGUCAAUUGUGAACUGAUAUUUAACUAUAGCAAUAUUCUAUUAAUAUUUUCACGGCUAUUUAACUAAUGGAAAACUUAAUUUUUGCCAACAGCAACCAAGUUCUGUGAAGAGUACUUUGAUCAACAGAAGGGAGACUCUCAUCCUGCACUUAGUGUACUUCGACAGUUAAAGAGUGCGUCAGAGGAACUGGCUUUAGAUGUAAGCUUUGAAAACUGAAACCAUGUUAAUGAUGCUACGUGUUUUUAGGAAAAUAAUGAAAUGAUAUGUUGCUAUUAAGAUGAAUUUUAAAGGGGAACAACCAUGGUCUUGAUGACAGAUUGUGUUUAUCUGUCUUGACCUGGGACAUAGUUAGCUUACAUACGAGGCUUACAGCAAACAUAUUAGUUAAAGUUACACUCGCGUCAGCAAGUGGACAUGGAGGGUCUUGUUUACACUUUUUCCUCCAAAUAGCUUUCAUACGAAUAAAUCAAGAGUAUGCUAUGCAGGCAAAGACGUAGUUAUUGUUAUAGUUUUGAUGUUGAUAGUGAUAAAGUUGUUCAGCAACUGUAUUAAUAUGACUUCCUUGUGUUCUAAGUAUGCUAUUUGGUGUUGUUUUUACAGAGAGAAACAUUUCUUCCAGCACUGGAGGUGAGGCUUCUGAGUUAAAAGUGUUAAUUUAUUACGUUGGUUAACAUGCUCUCCGUUGAAUUAUAAUUUAAUGUGGGGAUUUGUUUGUCUAACCAGGAAGUCUCUGCUGUGCUGACUAAUGAAGACAACAGUGCAUGUGCAUUUGAGAUCCUCCAUAGUGGACUGGUACCAAAUCUUCUCAGGUAUGUUUCUUAAUUUUCGUAUUACAUCGAAGUUCUCAUCUGAACUUUUGGGACCGGUUAUUUACACGAGUUCUAACACAAACCGCGAAUUUACCAAGCAAUAGGUCCGUACGAGUACUCUUUAAGAGGGUUGUUUUCAUCAAAUAAAUGUCUUUACAUAGCUAAUUUUUGCACUCUUGUCACUAUUCGCAAAUAUAAAUGUUCACAUAAUAGAUUCAGCUAAAUUCAAGAUAGUCUAGAACGCGGUUUUGAAACAACAGCUAAACGUUGUUUAAAUAACCGGCCCUAAGACUUGUUUUGGAAAUGAUUUUUUCUCUGGUGGUACAUGUUGUUGUCAGCUCAUGUUAUGCCAUAAGUGCAGAGAAUGUUGCAUUCAGCAUAUUCACAGUCAAUUGAAUGAAAUCUAGUUUUCGAUAAUUUCAGUCAACUUGUGCUUUUUCCCUUUUUCCAGAUAUAUAACAUCUACAGAAGUUAGUGAUGCCCUUCCUCAAGAAAAGCGGCUCAGAAUAUUUUUCCAUGUUUUUAUGGGACUUCCAGUAAGUGUUUUCAAUUUCACAAUUCGUAAAUAAUAUUCUGCAGCAUUCUUGAAAAAUGUUUUAUACAAUAAAUAACCAAUUGAAAAAAAUUGUAAACACUACAGGCUUAUGAAUCAUUUUUUCUUCUGUGCAGGAGAAAAGCUCACCUGGAGAUUUGAAAAUCACGGUAAAUUUGUUUUUGGUUCCCAGACAUAAAUGAAUGUGUGUUAUUUAUAUUAUCACUGUGAUUAGUACAAUUUUUUUAAUUAGUAAGUAAUGAGAAAGAAGAAGUUGGAUGAAAUUACCUCGCAAACAAUUAAAUUUCCAUCAGAAGUGGUUUAUUAGUUUCUUGGAGCAUGUAAUGGCUGAAACGAGCACAACACAUCACACAUUGUAAAGAUGAACCCUCACGUUAAGCAAUUUGAAACAAUGAUAAUGCCAAAAUGUGUGUUAAAGUUGUCAACACAUUCUGUAUUUUUUUUGGGCAGACUGAACCCAAUGUAGCGCCUAUGGCUGCCCUGAUACAGAAACUUCACUUGUGCAUCAACCAGUUGGAACAGGUCAGUCGAUGUUGGAUUCAAAAAAAACAUAUGUACUAACUGGACUAUGAAUAAAAUCUUAUUCGUAGUUUUUUUAUGCCUUGCAAAUUUUAUUACAUGCACAUAAUUGUCGACCCUCUACCAUUGUUUCUUUCUAUGAUAAUGUCUUGAAUUGGGGAAAAGCGUGAAAUAUUUACUCGACUAAUGCACCAAAACAUUAUCAGGAAGUACAUGUAAAUGUAGUAUAUUUGUGUUUUUCAAUGGGUCAGUGUAUACACGUCACUCUGGACAGCGUUUCUUCAUAGCAGAUUAAAUUACUAACAAUAAGUCCCUUUUUUUCACUAGCUCCCGGUCAAAGUUCAUGAUACACCAGGAGGAGCAGUUGGAGCAAGGUAUAUGUCACUAAAAAUUCUUCAAAUAUUGUUAUAAUUUGUAAAAAUUUAAAAAAUCUUUAAUGUCACUCACAGACCUUGCAUGUUUGUUUGCCAGGGGGUCUCAAGCUUUAAGAUUUUUCAGCUCUCACCAAAUCAAGGUUUGUUUUAUUUUUUACAGUACUUACUCCUCAUAAACUACUUUUGGGGUGUUCAACAAUUUGAAAGUCCUAAAUUUGUUCGGCACUUUCGGUGUGUUUGCUUGAAGUUAUAUCAAACGUAAUACACAAGUUAAUUAAAACUCCUAUUUGGUUUGCUGAAAUUUAUCAAAGAUUGACUUAAACUGUUCAUACGGUCUACAUACAGUGCCUUCUACAAAGACACCCAGACUGUGAAGGGUUACGACAGUGGAAACGUGGACCUGUAAAGAUUGAUCCACUUGCUCUUGUUCAGGUAUGAAUUAUUCUUCAGUGCCAAUUAAACCUGUUGUGCUUUAUCUACUGUUUUGUAAAUUAGACGUCCACAACAAUGCAGUUUCGUUUGAAAACGGAUAUUUUUCGAUGCUUUUUGGCCUUCCGUCUACACUAAGACGCUUGAGAACGGAUACAUUUUUAAAUGAAAGCGAUUCGAUUUGAAAACGCUCUCAAAAGUGGAGACAGUUGAAAACGCAGACAUAUCAUUUUAGUGUGGAUGGUCGAAAAUACAGCCUUUUGAAAACGAUGACGUUGGUUAGCGUCAUAACGUCGUGCAACCUCUUUUCCAAGUCUCCCAUCUGAAGUUCAAAACAAAUAUGGCGAACGAGCAUGUGGGUAUGUUUUUGACAUUGUUGACUCAUUUAAUCGCUUGUCUGGAGCCUUAUGUUACGUCAUUCAACAUUUUUGGCUUUUCUUGGACGUGCUAGCCAUGUUUCACAUUUUACAACGUGCGUUUAGCUGUGUUUGUUUGUUUGUUCCUUGUUUCGAAACGUUUUUAAAUAAUACGGAAGACGUUAGAAUCAGAAAAACGCAUUAGUUUGUGGGCGAAAUGGGGUCGUUCGUUCCUUUAUCGUCGAGUUUUUUCUUGUCUUUUUUUAUGGGCCAUUGAGAGGUAUCUUGUUGUUCGGGGAUACGGGAAGAAACGACAGGUUUGUUCAGCUGUCUCUUUUUAUCCUUAAGUUUUUUUAUUGCUAAAAUGAAAUCAGUAAGUUUGUUUGCCCAAAAUUACAGAAUGCUGACAGUACACGCUGAGAACAAGCAAACAAAUAAAGAAUAACGGAAGAAUUCACUUUUAUUUAGCUGUGUCAAAAGUUACAUUAAAAGUAAUCGUUAGAAACUUACUAAUGCUGUCAAACAUCCUCUGAAUAAGCCGGCGACACACCUGGCGAUUUUGUACGCCGAUCGCGGCGAAAAUCGUAAGCGAUUUUCGCCACAGAUCGCUGCGGACACACUUAACAUUAUGUGGCACAUCAGCCUUGAUCCCAGGUUCCAUCCGGUGACGUAUAAAAAUUGCGCGAACCAAUGUAAACAAACAAAAUGGCAACAGCGAAGCGGAAAAAAUUUUUGGCUGCUGCCAUAAUUUUGCAACUAAAGCGCUCUAGGCAGCGUUCUGGAAAGUGGGACAAUAGAAAAAUAUGGUCGAAGACGUGGAUUUACUGAAACGCAGUCCUUCUUGAGACGAUUACUGUAGUCACUUGACGUUACAUCAAAUAGGCAUGGUUUUUUCUGACCACAAUGUGAUCAAAUUGAUUUCUUUUCGGUUCGGAAACAAUUUUCGAUGUCCUCCGCCAUUUUGCAAAGUCACGUGAUAAUAUCAUCAAACUUGAUUGGUUAAUUUUACUGGCGACGCGCAGUGGAAAGGGGAGAAAAUCGCGGGAACGGGCAGACUUGGCGAAUGCCGGCAAAUUUAAUCACCGAUAUCUGACAUGUCAUAUAUCGGCGAUUUUAUACGACGAUCGGCGAAAAUCACAAUCGCUGCACCGGGCACAGCUGGCGAUUUUCGCCGAUCUCCGCGAUCGGCGUAUAAAAUCGCUAGGCGUGUCACCGGUUUUAAACUUCAAAGGUUUGCUUCAAAUUGCUGUGUCUAAAUGCAUAUUUUGGAUCUCUUGCAGAAUCCAGAUGACGAUGGCAGUGAGGAUGACGGGUAACACAGAUAGAGGCUAUGUGGACCAUUAAUUAUAUUAAUUCGAGAACUUUUGAGAGGCUUAAUUCAUUAUUCUACGGCUUUACUGAAACUCACCCAUACACUUAUGUCUAAGAUUGAUCUAUAUUUGGUGGUUCUGUUCCAUAAAAUCAUAUUGACAAAUGCGGUUUCUUCUUGGACUUAUUUGAUUUGAAUUGACGAUUUUAGCUUCACCCUGCCUUGGCUCAAUCCACCAUCUCAUGACUAAUGUGCAGUUGUCAAAUGCUUCAUUUCAAGAAAUUAAAAAAUCUUGGCGUGUGCACAGAUGAAGGUGACAUUGUCUGUGGUACUUGAGGCUAGUAGUGCAGCAGCAACAGCAUUAGAAGAUGUCAGAUAUUUCUCUUUGAAUGACACUUAAUUUUCACCAUCCGUGCAAAAACGCGUUAUCAUUAAUGGUCAAUAUUGUUUGUUUCAUUUCUCAGAUCUGAUGAUGACAUUGACGAGUCUUUGGUAUGUAGGGCAAAUGUUUCCCACUGUUCCUUUGUUAAUGUUGCAUUAUGCGUUGAAGUCUUACGGUUUAUGCUUUGUCGUUAACAGGCAACUGAACUGCAAGGUCAAAACAACUCAAGGUAUCACACAUAAUAUUACUCCAUGAAACUUAUUGUAGUCGUAGAAACUGUUGGUUCUAACUUCCGGUCAUCGUUGGAGUAACCUAUACAUUUUGUUUGUGUUGAUGCAGGCAUCAACUGGAGAUUUUAUUGGGAGACCAUCUUCUUCCUUACAACAUGACAGUUUAUCAGGCUAUCAAGCAGUAUGCUCAGGUACAUUGAUUCAUUACCUGGUUUGUAUUGAUUUGUUAAAAUGCAUGUCAAAUUAGAUCGUUUUUUGUGCACAAGUUGGUAACUUUCUUGGUGUUAAGACCUGCAUGGCUUAUGGGUUCACUGUUUGUUAUUAUGAAAAGGUGUUGAGUGAAAAUAUUAGCAUGGUUAUUUCUGAACAGAACGGGGGAAUACAGGAAAAUAGUCAUAAAGCUCAUUGUCUUAAAAUGCUUCUUUAUCUAAAUCGUUCGUAAAAAUCAUGCUGUUUCAUGUUUUAGUGUGAUGAGGACAAAGACUUUGAUGAUGAUCAUGGUGGCAUCCUUGGCAGACCCAGUAUCUGGGUCUCUACCCAUACAAUAUGGUGCGUUCGGUUUUUCGUGUCUGCGGACAUCCCUUAAACAUUUAAAAAACUUGACAUCGUUUGAUCUACGUUAGCACUCAAAUGAUCUGGAUUCUUGUAGAGAAGUAAUACGUCGUUGGUUUUAUUCAUUAUCUUGGAAUUUAAGAGUUGUUUUAGUAAUUAUUUUUUUUCAGGUUUCGACCUCUCAGCCAAAACCAAAAGGAGCAGCAAACUGUCAAUAGUAGUAAAUCUAAGUCUGGGGCCAGCGGAACAGCUUCACGAACCUCCAGGAAAACAUGGAAAGAAGAUGGUAAACAUUUGAUUACGUUGAAUCCAUGAAAACGGACUUGUUUCUCACAUGCUCAUAAGUUAACUCAAGUAUUUUUUUAUAUUUUUAAAGAGUCUGAAAAUGAAAUGUCUCUUGGUCAGCUCCUCUUGGUUUGUGAACCUGGAAGCUUUGGUAAGUUAAAUAAACAAUAAGAUAGUCAAACGUUGCAGGCUGUUUUUGUUUAACUAAUGAAUUUUGUUUUUUAUUUGUAAGGCCUAAGUCUGUAUUAGGUAUUUAAAAGGUUUAUUAGCGUCUAAACUUACCUGUGAGUUGGUACAACUCGCUAUUGUUUUCUAGUCGUUGUCAAAACGUGAUCUGAACACCCUUAAGGUAAACAACCUUUAAAUAAUCGGUUUCACCUUUUAAACAUUGGUUAGACGUGGACUUUCGCAUAUACUGUGUAAACUUUGUUUGAUUAAUCGGCCCUCGAUGUUCCAAAAGGUAUCUCGGAGUUAUGUUUGUAGCGGUGUUAUUUCGAAUGUAACAAAAAUCUCAUUUGAGGCACUUGUAAUUGAAUUUCACUCAUAAAAUACCCAGACACCACAAGAUCCAGAUUACUAACUUUGAACAAACAGGUAUUUCUGUGGGUUUAUUCUGUAUCUACAGCUGUCGUUGUGCACAAAGAAGUACAGUGGCCUUUGAUGAAAUUUGCUCAACAUUCAGUUUUUCCUGAUUUAGGAGUUUUUUGUACUGUAGUUAUUGUUGCACGUCGCAAGAGAGAGAAUCGCGUUUAAAUCAUGUAAAGGACUGAUUCGAUGGUAUCUGUUAUGGAAGUUUCGGCGAAAGUCUCAACGGAAAUAUCUCCUUCAUCAACAGACCAAGUUUCGUUUUCAUACUUGCGCUGUGGUUGCCUUGAAAAUCUCCUGUAUGUAUUUAGAUUUAAAAAGCUAAUGUUGCCUUCAAUUCUUGGUCAGUAACUUCAGAUCCUAGUGUGGAAGUGAUAAGUCUUAUGAAAGCUCUUCAUGUUCUUAAUUAUCACUGGACAACGCUUUAUGAGGUGAGUGUCAGUUUUUGGUGUUGCCUACCAGCCAACUAAAACAGGCUACUUUUCACUUCGAAAUAUCGGAUUAAAAUGUUAUAGAAUGUCUUGCGAAUAGUGCGGUUGAAAAUGUGGUACAACCAUGUGUCGUUGGACAAACGUGCAACUAAUUUUACUUUAUUAUAUCUGUUUUUAGGGGCAAACCCGUAAAGCGUUCUUGUCUUCUAGUGAAUUUAUAAACAAUAAACUUGCAGCAAAAAUUACGCGGCAGUUACAAGGUAAUUUGUUAGUUUUAUCAUACACGCGUCAAGGAUCAAGCCUCUUACGUGCUAUAGUAUCAUUGUUGACGUAUAAAUAGUAACGUUGUUUCUUCUCAAUCAGAUCCUAUCACAGUAAUAACUGGGAAUUUUCCUGCUUGGGUAGAAGAACUUCCUCGAAAAUGGUAAGCGAAAAGGUGUUUUGGAGAUUUUCGGCAGCCAAUCUUAUCUAUAAUGGCGACGAGCUAUUCCAGCAGCCUCUCGAGCAGUGGAGACAAGUAAAAGAGCGGACAAGUAGAGAAAAUGCCAGAGCGCUGUUUCAUCUGACAACCGCUAAGCAUCGUUCGCUUCCCUCUUUCCUCCCCCUCCCUUCCUUCAUUUUCCUUUUCCCUUUUUCCAUUGUCUUUGCUGAUCGUGGGCCUGGAAGUAACGUAGAAUUGUGUGGGAGUGAUUUUCUUGUUUGCUUUACAAGCACCUCACUAGUGAUUUAAUUUUAUCCUUUUACUCUGCAGCCCAUUUCUGUUUCCUUUUGAGUGUCGGCAGCAGUUAUUUUAUUGUACUGCAAUGGAUAGAGACAGGGCUCUUAGCAAACUUCAGGUACUAGAGAAUUUUUCCGCCUUGUGAGAUGCAUUCAAUGUGUUACAGAUCCGCUGAUGAUGUUACUUGAUUAUGUAUUCUUUCACAGGAAACAUUACCGGAGCUCAUGAAUACUGACGCAUCAGAUCGUGUUGCACCAAGAUUUGACAGGAAAAAGGUGUGUUUUUAAACUGACUGGAAUGGACAACAUUUAAUGCUGAAGGCUAGUAAGCUAGUAAUGCUGCCUUGUUCCUGAUAGAGCUUUGUUUAACAGAGAAGUGCCAGUUCUUCAGAUGCAUUUCCUAUCUUGAGCAGAAAAAAAAAAUCUCCUAAAACAACAAUGUCGAACAAAUCAAUAACCUCACCUUAUCAGAAAUCCAACCAAGCUGAGUGCGGCAGGUGCCCGGGUAGAGAGAAACUCGCGCGUGUGUUCAUCUCAACCCUGCAUCAGAAAAAAACUUGACUUUACUCUUACGAUGGAAAGGAAAGUUUCAAGGUGUAAAUUGUAGUUUAUAGUACAUUUCCAUUUGCUUUGCAGCACACUGUAUCUCGAGUGAGUCUUCUGGACCAAGCAGAGAAGUUGAUAGGUGAUCUUGGUAGCUCACAGUCUGUACUAGAAAUACAAUACGAAGGCGAGGUAAGUAUAACUGCGGCCAGACUCCAGCUGUUACAUUCUGGCUUUAAAUCUCAUACGAAGUCGCAAAUGUUGUAAUAAGGCUUACUUAGUAGGAACUGUUUGGUUUAAAACCUAAUAAGAAUUGUUUUUGUCAUGUAGGUUGGGACUGGCCUUGGCCCCACUUUGGAAUUUUAUGCUCUUAUUUCUCAAGAAUUCCAACGUGCAGACCUGGAGAUGUGGAGAGGAGAAAGUAUGCGGCCUUCAGGAGGAACUGGUAUGAUUAGUGGUAAUUCACUGAUCGUUUCUUGUCAUACACAACUAGUUAGUUAGUUAGUUUGGUCUUCGAGGAGCUUUUUUUUAAAGCAUGACUCGAGGGAACAUAGCUAAUGUAUGUCCAGUGAUAAGUUAGUCUUAGUUUCCUUUCUCACCUGUUAAAUCGCGAUGUUGUUGCAGGACCUGUUGAACACGUGUCAUAUGUUUACUCCCCAACUGGCCUGUAUCCAGGUAAGCUUAAACUUUCGUGAGUUAAAAUUGAUUGGCGAGAUGAGAGAAGAAUGCAUUGUGUACAUUUGAUUACUGCAUUGAAGUCUUGCCUCUAACUAGGAAUCAAGGUUUGGAUUUUUUCCAAUGUUCAGCCGAGUGAAAAAGAGCACCACUUCUCUGAAGUAUUUAUCGCAUCGUUUCAUUCUUAGCCCCAGUUUCACGCACUGCUAAAGCCGCGAAUGUGUCAAAGCUCUGCUCCAAGUACCAGUUCCUGGGUAAAUUCUUGGCUCGUGCUAUCAUGGACUUUAGAAUCCUCGACAUUCCCUUCUGCCCCAUACUAUACAAAUGGCUUCUCAAUCAAGAAGGCACGCUAGACCUGGGUGAUCUGGCUGCUGUAGACUCAGUCUUGGCUCAGUCGCUGACCCAGCUGCAACAGGUGGCACAGAGAAAAAAACAGCUAGAGCAAGACUCCUCUCAUACUUCAGACAGUAGGCAGCUAGCUGUGGACAGUCUUACCUUGGAUGAUGUACCCAUCGAGGAUUUGGGUCUGUCCUUUACUCUGCCAGGCCAUCCUGAUUUUGAACUUAAGGUAUAAUUACACAUUCAUUCAUAUGACAACUUAGGUCUAAGGUGUGAUGUAACAACGAACUUCAGUUAAUACAUGAUCUUUAUUCCCUCGUGGCCUUAAGUGCCCAAGGGAUGGAAGAGUACUGUCAUUUGAGCAAGUGAAUGAGGGUUAAACUUAGUGAAACUUAAACAAAAAUGUACCACCAAGACAGGAGAGUUAAAGUUUGGUAAUUUUGAUUGGUUUGAAAACCUGUCAAAAUUACUCAACUCGAAACCUCGUCAGUUCAAGUGUAUAGACGAGUUCAAAACUUGUCGUUCGAAGGCGUGAAGCCGACCUCCUUGUUUUGAUUGUCGUUUUUUUUAUUUGUUUCAGCGCGGUGGAAAAGACAUGACAGUCACAAUUCAUGAACUGGAGGAAUACAUCAGGGUAUCAUUUUGUGUAUAACACGAGCAAUUGAUAUAGGUUAUCUUCUUUUGGUCGCAUGAAUUAAAUUCUUGAUUUGUCACAGUCAGGAAAAAUAAUGUAAAAGUUAGAAAAAAUGUGUCGAUCUUUUUGUUUUGUUUAUAAGAAGGUUUAGUUUCUGAAUUAACUGUUAAUUCAAUUGUAUGAAACGAGCGCACAUUCCUGCAGUUUGUCGUGUAAUUUAUCGCUUAUUUUGUUCUUUGUGCUUUGUUUUUCAGCUGGUAGUACAGUGGACUCUUGUGUCAGGUGUGAAACGCCAGAUAGAUGCACUCCGUGAAGGCUUUAACUCUGUGCUGCCUCUAUCAAAUCUUGCCAGUUUUUCAUACACUGAGGUAGUAAAUCUAAAAAAAUUUCCUUGCAGCUUAUUAUUUCCUCGAGAUCUGUGAGGUACCUAAGUAGCUGUUUCUCUCACAUUAAAUUUUACUGAAAUCGAAAUAUUCAAGUGUGAGAGAAAUUGGUUGGCACUUUUGUCCCCUACGGUGGCGUUUGCCCUUCCUUAGGAACUUAAAGAAGACAAGAAAGAAUUGGUUUUAUUAUUAACUGAUUUAGAAGGGGAGUAACUCUCUUCAAUCGUUUGGGCUGUUGAAUUAUGAUUAUUGACUGACUUAGAUCAGGUGAUUUAUGUGAGUGAUUUUGUUCACAGAUGGAGCUGGUUCUUUGUGGUAAUGUGGCCGAGAAGUGGGACUUGAAAUGUACGUACUUAUAUGUUAGUUUAAUGGUAUACCUGUGGUGUAUUAUCAGAGAUAGACUGUGUUGAAAUCUUUUCUGGAAGCUCAAAGGACGCCUUUGUUUUAGUGAGAUAGGCUUUGUUUCUGUGGAAUGCAUCAUUUUCUUUCUGCAGUUUUAAUUUUAACUUUUUGUCUACGUUUUUCAUAGUUUGCUAAAGCUGGUAGCUGUUCGCAGUAAAGAUAACGAUAUUAUUUUAUUUUAAGUUAAAUUCAACCUUAUACCUGCGCUCGUUUAUUUUUUCUUUUAUUUUUGAAUAUCAGGUCUUGUGGAAAGUUGCAGACCUGACCAUGGCUAUACUCAUGACAGGUCAGUGACUUAAACAUGUUUUAGUUAUCAAGGUAAAAAAAGUUUAACCGAGGCUUCCUGUAGCUCUGGAGAAACGCGUUUGCUAAAUGAAGUUUCUUUGGAUCCUUUUGUGUAUGUUGUCUAGUUCCGGUAAAUGGGAUUGUUGAAACCAAUCAAAAGCAUGGUACAUUUUGCAUCCUGCGAUCACAUGCACCGAAAGGGAAAAGUGAUAUCAGUGAUAAUGAGAAAACUGCUAAUUUCACUUUUUCUUCGUUCAUUGCAAAGAGUUGUGUUACAUGCUACUCUUUUGCUUUAACAGUCGUGCGGUGAAGAUUUUGUUCGAGAUACUCAGUGGUUACACACAGGAAGAGCAGAGGCUAUUUUUACAGUUUGUCACAGGCAGCCCAAGGUUACCAGUGGGAGGUAAGAAUCUCUAUCGUUUUUUUGGCGUUUUUUUUUUAAAUUUCAAACCAUUUGAUUAAAUGCUCUUGACAUGCGUGAAAGAAUUUGAUGAUUUAAUAUUCAACAAAGCUUUCGUCUUAUUUUCACUUUUACAUCAGCGUGUAUUUAAAAGAAUCUCCAGAUUUCAAAAAGUAUUAGUUCCAUUAAAUGUGGGAAUGAUAUAUCAGUCUGUUUGUUUUAUCGUAGGCCUGCGCAGUCUUAAUCCACCGCUGACCAUAGUUCGCAAGUCGUUUGAGCCUCCACUAUGUGCUGAUAACUACCUGCCGUCUGUCAUGACCUGCGUCAAUUACUUGAAACUGCCAGACUACUCCAGCAAAGAGAUCAUGGCUGGCAAGCUAAAGCUGGCUGCCUUAGAGGGACAGCGUUCAUUUCAUUUGUCUUAAGUUUGUACACACCACCCGAAGUGUACGCUCCUGUACAUUAACUGUCGUACGCGUCGAGUUGCGGCCGCUUGACGGGAUCGGAAGUGCUCUCAUCAAUUUUUUUGAAUGUUCAUGUUACCAUCAAAAAUCAUGGCUAAAAUUGACAAAUUCUUUUAAUAAAGUAAUGGUUAAAUUUUGAUAAUAAUGCUUUACUAACUAUUAAGUUCAUGUUAAAGGUCGUUGACCAACCACUUGACUCUCCUAAGUAAGACGCUUUAUUAUUGCUACAGUAAUAGAAAGACCUUAUUGCAAUAUGCAGUUUCAUUUAUGUUCUAGCUUUCUGCCUUUUUUUUUUCCUUUUUCUUCUUUGAAUUUCUCCACUUACGGUUGAGAAUGCUAGAAUUAAUUGUUUGUAAUAUAUUUUAAAACGCCUUAUAUACAUAGCAAUUGUACAUAAACGUCACAGACUAUUUGCUCCUCAAUUUAAAUCUUGUUCAGAGCCCUCACGAUGUUUAACUGUGCCAUUAUCUCCUUCCCUUCCAUUCCCUUUUCUUUUUGUUUUAGGGAUUCUUCUUAUUUACAAUCAGUGAAAAGCAUAUUGUACACAUAUUGGAAUAAGGUCGCUUGAUAAAAAUCACUAACUUUGAUUAUUGAAUACACGUUUUAAGGAAAAGAAAUUGAACCACCGAGACUAUGCAAAUUAACACUGUUUACUAAAAAUAUGAAAGCUGUGUACAUGAAGCAGCAGUUAAGGAUGUUCACAGCCGCUGUAAAUAAAUCGACUAUAGUUGACUUGUUUCAGUAUCAUUCUAUGUUUAGCUCGUUACUUUGCACAGGAAGGAAACCUAAAUUUUUGUAACUGUACAAAGGCCUAAUGGUACCACUACGCA
Messenger RNA from Pocillopora meandrina, 29877 nucleotides. Lineage: Eukaryota; Metazoa; Cnidaria; Anthozoa; Scleractinia; Pocilloporidae. The record is from the annotation of a GenBank genome assembly.